This is a messenger RNA of Solea senegalensis (Senegalese sole), 2075 nucleotides long. It is a transcript of the gene p2ry4, whose product is annotated as pyrimidinergic receptor P2Y4. Gene Ontology annotation, cellular component: plasma membrane. The record is from RefSeq and is a predicted model, not a curated record. Gene Ontology annotation, molecular function: G protein-coupled purinergic nucleotide receptor activity; G protein-coupled UTP receptor activity. Lineage: Eukaryota; Metazoa; Chordata; Actinopteri; Pleuronectiformes; Soleidae. Bases 547 to 1644 code for a protein of 365 amino acids. The transcript has 3 exons. Gene Ontology annotation, biological process: G protein-coupled receptor signaling pathway; transepithelial chloride transport.
GUUAAGGCUUAGGCAUUUAGUUGUGAUGGGGGUAAUUAAGGGGCUAUUUAUGCAUUAUGCCUAUGAGUGUCCUCACUAAAGAUCGGUUUACAAAAAAGUUUCACUCUUUAGCUGAGAACAGUAGUCUCUCUCUCCCCCUCUCUCCCUCUCUCCCUCUCCGCGUGUGUGUGUAUGUGUGGUCAUGCGCCCUACAGCAGCCAGUGAUCUCCAGCAGGACUUCCACCUCCACUGAACCGCCACUGAACGUGGAUAUCCAUGCGUAAAGAGAGAGAGCGUGUGUGUGUGUGUGUGUGUGAGAGAGAGAGAGACUACUGUUCUCAACUUGACAACUCACUAUUAGUCGGAUUUCCUUUUGUUUGGAUGAGGAAAAGCAGAUGUUGAGACUUAACAGAUGCGAAUCUCCGUCAAAAACACCUUCACCACUUUCAACCAACGCUGGCGCAAACGAGACAGGUGCAAAUAUCGUCAGGAGUGCGGACGCAGAAGAGUCCACUGACUGAAAACCACCACGAACAGGUGUAGACGUCAGAACGGAGAAGUCGGAGCAUGAUGGAGACUCUCCUCAGUGGCCCCGACGCACACAACCACUCCACCGCCUUCAUCUCCAUCUUCAACUCUAGCUGCCGCUUCGACGAAGAGUUCAAAUACAUCCUGCUGCCUGUGUCGUACAGUCUCGUGUUCGUGGUCGGCUUCGUGCUUAACGCCACGGCUCUGUGGAUCUUCCUAAAGAUGCGUCCGUGGAACCCGAGCACAGUGUUCAUGUUCCACCUCGCCCUGUCUGACUUCCUGUACGUCGUCUCCCUGCCCACGCUCAUCUACUACUACGCCAACCGCAGCCAUUGGCCCUUCGGCGUGGCCGCCUGCAAAAUUGUGCGCUUCCUCUUCUAUGCCAACCUCUACUGCAGCAUCCUCCUCCUCACCUGCAUCAGUUUGCACCGUUACCUGGGCAUCUGCCACCCCAUCAAGGCGCUGACUCUGGUGAAGCCCCGCCACGCGCACCUGGUGUGUGGCAUGGUGUGGUGUGUGGUGACCGUGUGCUUGGUGCCCAACCUCAUCUUUGUCACCACGUCCAGGAGGGACAAUGACACGCUGUGCCACGACACAACAAGCCAGCAGGCCUUUGAGGAGUACGUGGACUACAGCUCUGUCGUCAUGGUGCUCCUCUUUGGUGUCCCGUUCACGGUCAUCGUGGUGUGCUACUACCUGAUGGCGCGGACCCUGUGCCGGCCCCGGCACGGCUUAUCAGCUGGCCAGCAGAGCAACGCCUCACGCCAGAAGUCCAUCAAGCUCAUCAUUAUAGUGUUGGUGGUGUUCGCCGUGAGCUUCGUGCCAUUUCACAUCACGCGGACUCUGUACUACACCUCGCGCGUGCUGCGGCGCGACUGCAGAUACCUGAACAUUGUCAACUUUACGUACAAAAUCACCAGGCCGCUGGCCAGCGUCAACAGCUGCAUUGACCCGAUCCUAUAUUUCCUCGCUGGGGAUCACUAUCGCUCCAAAAUGAAGUAUAUCCUUACGGGCAGAAAGCAGGCGGUGAACAGUCAAACGCCGGAGCAGCCGCAGAGGCAGCUGAACAGUAACCAUGACAUCGCCGUGGUCUACUGUAACACAGCUCUCAAAGACAGAGCAGAGGUGGACAGAUAGUGGGAACUCUUUUCUUUUUGAUCCAAACCUUUCUAAUACAACCGGUUUUUAUUUGCACUGAAAGGUUUGGAAUCUUGCUACAGUGCAAUAUGGGCUUUGACUGUUCUUAACACGAUGUCAGAGUGUAUUUGAAGUCAAAGAUUUGUUCAUUUCACCCAUAGCAUGCUGUCGUCUACCACAAAGGUAUGAGGACACGGAAGUCAGCAUCCAAUGCUGCUGCUGCUGCUGUUGCAAAGGGUUCGUCUUUGCAUGAAAUGCAGGGGAAAAGUAAAUGAGAUGCUCGAGUUACAAAAUAUCUGUGAACAACAAGUGUUCAUUUAGGAUACGGUCAAUAGUUUAUUCAAAAUUCAUAGCAAUCAGUCUUACAUAAAGUACCUCAAAGGGAUACUUGAGUAUCUCACCAGAAAAUGACUUUAGUAGAAGUUGAAGUC